This is a messenger RNA of Nicrophorus vespilloides, 1696 nucleotides long. Its product is annotated as cysteine sulfinic acid decarboxylase-like. Gene Ontology annotation, cellular component: cytoplasm. NCBI's taxonomy places the organism in Eukaryota, Metazoa, Arthropoda, Insecta, Coleoptera, Silphidae. Gene Ontology annotation, molecular function: carboxy-lyase activity; pyridoxal phosphate binding. The record is from RefSeq and is a predicted model, not a curated record. The transcript has 6 exons. The coding region runs from base 13 to 1479 and encodes 488 amino acids. Gene Ontology annotation, biological process: carboxylic acid metabolic process.
CAACCAGUAAUCAUGAACUCCUUCCAACCGAUUCCUAACGUCGUCGAUCACGGCGAUUUUCUCCGUGACGUUAUCGAGAUUCUGUUCAGUAACGUAGUUUUUGCCGGUCACAGCAAUAAAGUAGUCCUGUGGAAACAACCGGAAAGUCUCAAGGAUCUCUUCGAUUUCUCGUUGGACCAAAUUGGAGUUACCCAAGAGAAACUCCUAGUUUUGAUUAAGAACACGAUCAAGUUCAGCGUGAAAACGGGUCAUCCAUAUUUCAUUAAUCAACUGUUUUCGGGUUUGGAUCCGUACGGAUUGGCCGGUCAAUGGUUAACGGAUGCUCUGAAUGCCAGUGUUUAUACUUACGAGGUGGCGCCGGUUUUCACUUUGAUGGAGACCAAAGUAAUCCAGGAGAUGUGCAAGAUGAUUGGUCCUGAAUGGGGCGAUGGUAUGUUCUGUCCUGGAGGAUCAUUUGGAAACGGGACGGCAAUCAAUUUGGCACGGUUCAAUCUUUUUCCUGACAUUAAGUUAAACGGAUUAACGAAUUUACCCAAAUUGGUGCUUUUUGCAUCCGAGGAAUGCCACUACUCGAUUCAUAAGUUUGCGUCGUUUCUCGGUAUUGGCGAGAAUAACGUUUUGAGUGUAAAUACGGACGAUGUUGGUCAGAUGGACGUUUCCGAUUUGGAACAAAAGAUAUUGGAGCAGUUAGGAUUAGGAAACAUGCCUUAUCUUGUCGUUGCAACUCUCGGUACCACAGUUAGAGGAGCAUUUGAUCCUCUCAACGAUAUAGCUGAUGUCUGCAAAAGUUACAAGUUGUGGCUACACGUUGAUGCUGCUUGGGGAGGCGGUUUGAUCUUCUCGCAGAAAUAUCGAAGCAAGUUAAAUGGCAUCGAACGUGCCCAAUCCGUUGUCAUCAAUCCUCAUAAGCUUUUGGCAGUGCCGCAGCAAUGCUCGUUACUCUUUGUUAAAGAUAAAGAUAUUUUGCAUCGAUGUCAUUCGAAAGGAGCCGAGUAUCUUUUCCAAAAAGACAAAUAUUACGAUUCUACUUAUGAUCAUGGAGACAAGUAUCUGCAAUGCGGGAGGAAAUGUGAUGUCUUCAAGUUCUGGCUAAUGUGGAAAGCCAAGGGUUCUAUGGGGUUUGCGAGGCACGUGGAAGCUUUGAUGGAAGUAGCGGAAUAUUUCGAGACGCAAAUCGAAAAGCGACCUGACUUCUGCUUGGUUUCCAAAAGGCAAUACAUGAACGUCUGUUUCUGGUAUUUACCUCGGUAUCUUCAGGGAAAACGCAAUAUAUUGAAUAACACUUCGCAACUGCAAAAGGUUGCACCUCAGAUCAAGGCGGUGAUGGUGAAGCACGGAUCUGUGAUGCUAGGCUACCAACCGUUGAAGAACUUGCCCAACUUCUUCAGAUUCGUUUCGCAAAACUCGGCCCUGACCAAGGAGGACGUCGACUUUAUUCUCGACCACAUCGCAGACAUCGGCAGAGCCGUCUUUCCCUAACAGUCUCCAUUUCCAGUGUCUUUCAAAGUAAUUGGCGUCGUCUUGAUAAAAUUUAAAAAAUAGUCUAAAUAGUAUUUAUAUUUCUUCAGCGUAACUUCAUUAGUUACACAAGCUUUUUUAAUGAUUUUUUUUGCUGCGAAACAGGAUUGGAUUUUAAUUAAUUACUGAAAUAAUAUAAUUUUAAUUCGAGUAGUUGAGGUUGCCUAUAACGAUAAUU